ACAGUAGUUGUAUCCAGCUUCAACCUACACCACCAUGAACUGCAUUUUCGUAACUCUCUUCGCCGCUUUGGCCAUCAGCGCCACUAGCGCGUCAGUCGUAGGAUUGGGAGGCCUUGGCUGGGGUGGUCUUGGCUUGGGUGGCCAUGGAUUGGUAGGUGUCAACCCAUGGGCCCUCAGCCCCGUAGGACCCUCUGGAAUAGUCACCGGAGCCGGAGCUGCUGGUCCAUCUGGUGUAGUUACCGGAGCUGGAGCUGCUGGACCUUCUGGAAUCGUAACUGGAGCUGGAGCUGUUGGACCCACUGGACCCAAUGGAGUUGGAAUUGGUGUCGGUAUACUUGGUCUUGGAGGUCUUGGUCUAGGCCAUGGUGGUCUUGGACUUGCUGGUAUCCACGGUUAGAUGACGUAUUAAUGGACUGCUUCAGUGUUACUUAUCUAGAAUGAAUUUUGCUCCAUUCCAUAGAGUGAAUAUUUAUAUUUUGUGAAAAAUAUUUUAUGUGAAUAAAUUUUUUUGACUGAAUGUAUUCUUAUUUUUCUGCC
Phaedon cochleariae (mustard beetle) is the source of this 537-nucleotide messenger RNA. Lineage: Eukaryota; Metazoa; Arthropoda; Insecta; Coleoptera; Chrysomelidae. The record is from the annotation of a GenBank genome assembly.